AUGUGGCCGCUGUGUCUCUGCUCGGUACUCUGGGCGCUGCCCCUGGCCGGCCCUGCAGUGGCCCUGACUGAGGAGCAGAUCCGGGGCAGCCUGCUGCAGCAGCUGCACCUCAGUGAGCUGCCCGUGCUGGACAAGGCCGACGUGGAGGAGCUGGUCAUCCCCGCCCACGUGCGGACCCAGUACGUGGCCCUGCUGCAGCACAGCCACGGGGUCCUCUCCCGUGGGAAGAGGUUCAGCCAGAAAUUCCGAGAGGUGGCUGGCAGGCUCCUGACAUCCGAGGCCUCCACGCACCUGCUAGUGUUCAGCAUGGAGCAGCGGCUGCCUCCCGACAGCGAGCUGGUGCAGGCCGUGCUGCGGCUUUUCCAGGAGCCGGUCCCCAAGGCCACGCUCCGCAAGCACGAGCGGCUUUUCCCGCGCAGCGCCCUGGUGCGGAUCACCGUCGAGUGGCUGCGUGUGCGCAACGACGGUGCCAACCGCACAUCCCUCAUCGACUCCAGGCUGGUGUCCCUCCACGAGAGUGGCUGGAAGGCCUUCGACGUGACCGAGGCAGUGAGCCUCUGGCAGCAGCUGAGCCGACCCCGGCAGCCUCUGCUGCUGCAGGUGUCUGUGCAGAGGGAGCACCUGGGCCCGCUGGCCUCCGAUGCCCACAAGCUGGUGCGCUUCGCCUCCCAGGUGGAGGGGGGCGCCGGGCAGCACGAGCCCCAGCUGGAGCUGCACACCCUCGACCUGAGAGCCUACGGAGCUCAGGGCGACUGUGACCCUGAGGUGCCAGUGACCGAGGGUACCCGUUGCUGCCGCCAGGAGAUGUACAUCGACCUGCAGGGGAUGAAGUGGGCUGAGAACUGGGUCCUGGAGCCCCCAGGCUUCCUGGCCUAUGAGUGUGUGGGCUCCUGCCAGCAAUCUCAGGAGUCCCUGACCUUCCAGUGGCCGUUUCUGGGUCCGCGGCAGUGCAUCGCCUUGGAGACCACCUCGCUGCCCAUGAUCGUCGGCAUCAAGGAGGGAGGCAGGGCCAGGCCCCAGGUGGUGAGCCUGCCCAACAUGAGGGUGCAGAAGUGCAGCUGCGCCUCAGAUGGGGCACCUGUGCCCAGGGAGCUGGGGCUGUAG
Messenger RNA from Orycteropus afer afer, 1104 nucleotides. Its product is annotated as left-right determination factor 2-like. The transcript is spliced from 4 exons. Gene Ontology annotation, biological process: BMP signaling pathway; SMAD protein signal transduction. Gene Ontology annotation, cellular component: extracellular region. The coding region runs from base 1 to 1104 and encodes 367 amino acids. Lineage: Eukaryota; Metazoa; Chordata; Mammalia; Tubulidentata; Orycteropodidae. The record is from RefSeq and is a predicted model, not a curated record. Gene Ontology annotation, molecular function: transforming growth factor beta receptor binding; growth factor activity; cytokine activity.